This is a messenger RNA of Camelina sativa (false flax), 740 nucleotides long. Its product is annotated as glycerophosphodiester phosphodiesterase GDPD4-like. Gene Ontology annotation, molecular function: phosphoric diester hydrolase activity. Gene Ontology annotation, biological process: lipid metabolic process. The record is from RefSeq and is a predicted model, not a curated record. NCBI's taxonomy places the organism in Eukaryota, Viridiplantae, Streptophyta, Magnoliopsida, Brassicales, Brassicaceae.
AGUAAACCUCUUUUUUUUUUUCAGAUUGCAUUAAACGUCGUCGUUAGCUCCUUAAACAACCACCUUCGUCUUUUCCGCUAAUGGCGAUCUUCGGAUGGCGGCAGAGAAGACGGCCACUCGACGGAGGAGUAACUCGCCGCCGUCGUUUCUUAAGGCCAUUGUAUUCGAGAAAAGUCAAGAGAAUGUUUCUAUUCGUUGUGGUCUUCUUAGCUAUAGUUCCUCCUCUCUUCUUACAUUUCAAGCUCCGACGAAUUCGUCAGAUUGUGGCGCAAAAGUGCGAUUGGCUUCACCAUCCUCCACUUGUCUGUGCUCACGGCGGCGAUUCCACACUCGCUUUCCCAAACACGAUGGAUGCUUACAGUCUCGCUAUACGUUCUCGAGUUGAUUGCAUCGAAGUUGAUGUAUCUCGUUCCUCCGAUGGUGUUUUAUUCGCUCUCCACAACAGGUUACAAGCUCUGAUCCUUGUUGUAUCCUCUUCUCUUAUUUCGAUAUUUCUGUGUGGGGAUUCUCAUCGGAGUUGUUUGUUAAUUCAUCUUCCGAUCACACGCACAGUCAGGGAUCUGCAGCGUAUUGCUCGUAACUCUUCUGUUCAAGUUGGAGAUCUGACUAUGAGUGAAAGUAAAAAAAUAUUGAAGUUAUCCAUGGGUUAUCCAUGAAGUUGAAUCAUAACUAAAGAUAUUUUAAAAGUAAUAAUUUCAAUUUGAAAUAUUAUGUAUGAAUGUUGGGUUUAUAUCAACAAA